AUGGCAUACACUUCAUACUUUGAAGCACUGGAAGAAUGUCAGCUAAGUUCCUUGGAGUAUCGCAGGCUCUAUAAUGAUUUGGUCUACACGUAUAAAAUUAUUGUUUCCAAUGAAAUUAUCAUGGAGGUUCCAAUUUUCGAAAUAUUUAAUCAUACUGGAUCAUUGCGACGUCACAAAUACUAUCUCAAAUCACUCAUCAAGAACUCAACAAAAAUAUCUUCUCAAUUUCUCUCUAAUAGAGUAAUCAGAUGUUGGACUCUCUUUACCCGCCGAAGUGUUUCCGGUGAAGCCCUGGUCAGCGGCUUUCAAAAAUCGACUAUUAUCCUGUGA
Molecule: messenger RNA, 330 nt
Organism: Caenorhabditis briggsae
Lineage: Eukaryota; Metazoa; Nematoda; Chromadorea; Rhabditida; Rhabditidae
Exons: 1
Coding region: 1-330 (109 amino acids)
Source: RefSeq, a predicted model, not a curated record